CUCGCUCCGCCGUGACAGUGGCAACCACCACACAUCACCACCCACACGUGCAGAUUUGCUUGCUUUGGCUGCUGCUACUGGGGCGUAGUUGGGAGGGUUACCCAUGGACUCCAACGCUCCGGGAGGUGCCGGCGAGAAGCGGGAGAUGCUGGUGGUGAAGCCGAGCGGCGCGCCAGCUCUGGCGGCCCUGAGGGACGUGCGGCCGUUGCCACCGCUGCCGGAGAAACGCAAACUGAACAGGGCCGACAUUGGCCGCUACAGUCGGCAGCUAGUGCUGCCUGAGCUCGGGGUUAAGGGGCAGCUGAAGAUUUCAAAUACAUCAGUGCUGGUCGUGGGCUGUGGUGGCCUCGGCUGUCCCGUUGCUCAAUACCUCGCCGCUGCCGGCAUUGGACGUCUGGGCCUGGUUGACCACGACUCGGUGGAGCUGAGCAACCUGCACCGGCAGGUGCUGCACACGGAGCAGCGUGUCGGGGUGGAGAAAGCCGCCUCUGCUGCCUGCGCCGUUGCACAACUGAACUCGACUGUGGAGGUUGUGCCAUACCACCUGCUCCUGUCUCCAAAGAACGCUCUGCAACUCGUACGACAGUAUGAUGUGGUGGCCGACUGCUCGGACAACGUGGCCACGCGAUACCUCGUCAGCGACGUGUGCGUCCUCGCGGGGAAGCCGCUCGUGUCGGCAAGCGCGCUGCGCAUGGAGGGACAGCUGACCGUGUACAAUCAUGAGGGCGGCCCUUGCUACCGGUGCCUCUACCCGACUCCACCACCGCCGGAAACGGUCACUAACUGCGCAGACGGGGGUGUGCUGGGAGUGGUGCCUGGAAUCAUGGGGAGCCUGCAGGCACUGGAAGUGCUGAAGGUUGCUGCCAGCAUGGGCUCCAGCUACUCGGGGCGGUUGCUAGUAUUGGAUGGGCUGGAGGGGCGGAUGCGCUCCGUGUCAUUGCGAGGACGGCGCGUGGGAUGUGCCACGUGUGGGGAAGCGCCGUCCGUCACUGCCUCCAGCCUGCCUGACUACGAGGCCUGGUGCGGCGCCGCCGCCACCGACAAGUGCCGAAGAUUGAUGCUGCUGAAGAAAGAGGAGAGAGUAACGGUGAAGGAGUACAAGGCGCUGCUGGACGAGGAGGUGACGCACGUGCUACUGGACGUGCGCCCCACCGUGGAGGUGGACAUUUGCCAUCUGCCGCAUUCCCUGAACAUACCCCUGAGUAGGCUGGAGCGGUGGAACGCGGCCGGGCCCGGCCAAGAACUCAAGACGCCGGUGGAGUUUGAUGACGAUGCGGGGCUUUCCGAGGUGGUGGCCAGCGCCGACGGGCUAGGGUUUGGAGGACGACAGUCGUCGCCGGAGGCCAGAUCGCCUGGACAGGGAAUGGAGCUGCUGCUGGAGAGGAUUUGGGAGGAGAGGAGGAAGGCAACCGGCGGAGGGAGUGAUACCGAGUUACCAGUCUUCACAAUCUGCAAGCAGGGCAAUGACUCCCAGGUGGCCGUGACGCUGUUGCGGCGGGCGCUGGCGGACGCCGGCGAGGCCGUGAGCGUGCGGGAUGUGGCCGGGGGCCUCGCUGCCUGGGCCGCCACCGUCGACCCUGACUUCCCCCAGUAUUGAGCAAGUGCCACGUAGCCACCUGAACUGAGAGAUGGAAUCCGCGUGAGGUCCUCUCCGAGAGUGGCCUGUAUUGCUGAAGAUUAUGUGAAGCAGAUGUGGGGAGUCCACGGUUCGCAGAUCUGACACGACCUGCUGGAACACAAGGACGACCACUCAGAAACGGCCCCAAAACAGUAUCCAUCACUGCGGGUAUCCUAGCCGCACGAAUUGGGUACGAGAAAGGGAAUAUGUUUGACCUGACAACAACACCUUGUUUAUCAUUUUUGCGUGCUUCGUUCUGUCACUGUACAAGCCUCUUGCAGCUACAGAAGUGACCAAGUGAGGUGUGUGAGUGUCAAAGUGUGGUGCCACCACCCCCCCUUCACCAGUGUUUGAAAGUCCUACACGGCCCUGCUUAAGCAAAAGGUCCCCCACCCCUGCCCUAAAUGGUCUGGGUUGUGAGACUGCCAAUCUUGCUGGACUGCCAGGUGGCCAGGAGGUAGCACUACAGCGAGUGGGUUUGUGAACCCAUCUGGAUGGACUUUUGAGUGUUAUUGCCACGUAUGCCGUGGUGAGUUUUCUCUACGUACUCCCAACUUUUAAGCAAUACACUCUUAAAGAGGAUUGAGCAAUGUCGCUUGCAGAAUACUUAUAAAAAAAAGUACCGAGGCCCAUUGAGGUCUUCCUGGAAAAGUAAAUAUUCUCUUAACAUUUUACAGCUGGAUUGACUUUUGGGAAAUUCCUACAUCUUUAAUUGCUUGUGUUGUAAAAGAGCAGUCAUUUAAACAAUUGUUUUAAGCUUUUACAAGUUUACCCUUUGGCAGGCACACACCUGAUUGAAUAGUUCUCACUGAAAUGAGUUCACUUUUGUGAUAAAGACACUCUAAGUGUCUUGAUUAUUUAAACUGACUGAAAAUUAUUUCAUACACUUUAAUAUCUGAACGACAAAAACCUAAAUAAAAAAAAUGUAAAGCAAGUGAAGGUGAAAGCAAUGGGAGUGUCCCUCCCCUGUUGACGUUUCACUCCCACAUCGAUAGUUUGUGGGUGAACUCAAAAUAUAAAGCACAUUCCCAUUAAUUUAAGACAAGAAAUACAUGGCAUGCAUCAGGAAUCGCUUUGGGCUGUGUUAAUCGCGGUUGGCAGUCCUCAAAUUAAGAGAUGCAUUUGCAAUUAGAGGUUCUGUAAAUCCGAAGUGUGUAAGCCAAGUGGUAUAAAUUCCACGUGUCAAGGAAGUUUAUAGCUAUUACAACUGCUGUUGUUUCCUGCAACAGGGUACGUAUUUGUAUGACCCAGCCAUUAGAGGUGCUUCAUUUGCCACAAAGUAAAAAUAAAUCUUAAAUCACGAAUCUAUUUUGUGGCACGGUUCUUUCUAUAUGACAGCAUCUGGUGCCUUCCUACUAAAGUGCUUAUUUUAUCAGCCUCCACGAGGCACCCCCAAAAAUUUGCAUUUGAACUUGUAGCUCCUUUGGUUGUGAGUCAGGGGUGAUGAUACGUAGCAGAAUCCAACCUGGUUUAUGGUAUUAAAUUAUGAACAUCUAGCUAUUGUAACUGCGGGUUUUGCCACAUCAGUCUUGUCAGAGCAAAUGCCAUCGGAGAGCAACGCCACACAUUCAGCGCUGCACUGUCGUCACCACUUGCCUCAUCCAGCGUCACUGCCAUGACGCUGGGGCGUGGUGCGUGCGUCAGGCUGCACGUGCUCUCGUAGCCCUUGGCGCGGCGAGGUAGAAUUCGGGCCGCUAUCCAGCCGCGAGUGGGUACGUGGAGGCGUGCGGCACAAAUGCCAUUCCUGAGCAGUCCUCCUGGCUGCCUGAGCUCGCCGCGUGACAGGCAUUGUUCUCGUGACGAGGAUUCGCUCGGCCGCGUACGGCACUUAGCCUGAUGUGACGCGUGCCGGCAUGUCGCCGAGUUACAGCCGGGUGUGACGGCGGUGGUGGCGGCACAUGCCUGAGAUCCAUCAGCUAGCAGGCGCGCUUGGCGAGGACAGAUGGAGUCUGCGAGGUACCUCCUCGCAUGGUGAAAACUGAAACAAUUCAAACUGCUCACCGCCUCGGUCAUGAACGUUGCAUUGUCAUCGGCCGUGAUAAAUCUUACGGCUGCAUCAAGGCCUCCCCAAGCCGUUGCCAUGCAUUGCAGCAGAAAUGUUUAUGGCUGCGGCAGUAAAUGGUUUAACGAUGCAUGGAUUCAAUGGUUAGUAUUGAUUCUUGAGCUCACGAUUCGUCAAAUCACGCGUGUUAUUGAUUUUUUUUGGUUUGUUACCUGUAAUAGGUUUAUUGGAUCCCCGAUAAUAACUAGAGGCGGCUGCAUUCACCACAAUUUCAAAUAAUAGAAUAGAUUGUCGAAUCCAUUUGCAAACCUGAAUGAUGGCAAUGCAUUGAGUUGUGAGGUGGACAAUCAAUACAUAUUUUCAAAGUUUCGGUUUUUAAAGAGGCGUCUGUUUUAGGCAAUACUGCUAGUGGGUGUAUCCCCUCCUGGCACUGGUUUCCUUAACAGCACUGUGCCUGUGAGUGCCCGGCUGCCUUCCCGCCGUGGCCCUCGAAAUAUGGGAAAUGUCCCAAUUUUUUUAAGUAACUAAACAUAAAAUAAUUUGUAAAGGACCACAAGAGGGAUGUAGGCGCCACGGUGGCGAGAUGUUAAUUACCUCGCCUGGUAUACAGGAGGUCGUGGGUUUGAGCCCGACCCUGAUGUCUAUAUAUUUGGAGUUUGCAUGUUCUUCCGUGGUCGUGUGGAUUUUUCUGUCCUCCGGUUUUUCAUUCCACAUUUAGAAACAUGCGUUUCGAGUAUUUGGCUGCUGUUCAUUUCCACACGAUAAGCCACUUUGCUUAGCUAUUAUUUUUGGCCAGGUCGUU
This is a messenger RNA of Lethenteron reissneri (Far Eastern brook lamprey), 4422 nucleotides long. It is a transcript of the gene MOCS3, whose product is annotated as molybdenum cofactor synthesis 3. Gene Ontology annotation, molecular function: thiosulfate-cyanide sulfurtransferase activity; URM1 activating enzyme activity; adenylyltransferase activity. Lineage: Eukaryota; Metazoa; Chordata; Hyperoartia; Petromyzontiformes; Petromyzontidae. Gene Ontology annotation, cellular component: cytoplasm; cytosol. The record is from RefSeq and is a predicted model, not a curated record. Gene Ontology annotation, biological process: protein urmylation; tRNA wobble position uridine thiolation.